AUGACAUGUUUGGAAAUAGUAGACAGGUCCUUAUGGUAAUAUCCUUUGUGCAUCUCGUUUAAGAAUUUUACCUGUAGGUUAGCAGACCAAAAAUAUUGACGGGACAGCUGGACGAAAUCGUGAUAGUUACUCGGGAUGAAUGUUAGCGUAUCAAACCACAGCGUGUCUUUACCGCUAAUUCUAUUCCAGGUGUUGUAGAUUUUAUUUAGAUCGGGUAGAUUUUGGUCCUGAGAGUAGUUAUCGAGGUGCGAUCCUCAACCUUGAUAUUCCCGUUAAACUCGGAUACGACCUUUACGAGUUUGUCACGCUGGAUAUUCUGGUAUUCUGGUUCAUAUUCGGGUUCGAGUUAAAUGAUGGGAUACUCGUAAACUCAUUGCUUGGUGGAAACGCUCUAUUGUUACCGUAUUCUGCGGUGGUCGAAUCAGGAUUUCUAGUCGAAGAUAACGGUUCGGAUUCAGAACGGUUACUUGGGUUUCCCGUUCUUACGGGACCUGCCGAUGACGAUGGUUUCACAAAAAUGAAUAGUGCUAACGGCUGGCUCGUGGAAAGAAACGCCGUCCAUUGA
Messenger RNA from Cinara cedri, 565 nucleotides. The record is from the annotation of a GenBank genome assembly. Lineage: Eukaryota; Metazoa; Arthropoda; Insecta; Hemiptera; Aphididae.